This is a messenger RNA of Chelmon rostratus (copperband butterflyfish), 1903 nucleotides long. RefSeq names its product E2F transcription factor 4 (gene e2f4). Gene Ontology annotation, cellular component: RNA polymerase II transcription regulator complex. The record is from RefSeq and is a predicted model, not a curated record. The transcript is spliced from 11 exons. Lineage: Eukaryota; Metazoa; Chordata; Actinopteri; Chaetodontiformes; Chaetodontidae. Gene Ontology annotation, molecular function: RNA polymerase II cis-regulatory region sequence-specific DNA binding; DNA-binding transcription factor activity, RNA polymerase II-specific; protein dimerization activity. Gene Ontology annotation, biological process: regulation of transcription by RNA polymerase II. The coding region runs from base 245 to 1423 and encodes 392 amino acids.
UGGCCAACGGCUCUCUCCACCGUGUGCUCGCCCAUUGAAUUGCUGUAACUCAGUCUGUUCACACCAGUUUAGUGAAAUAAUUUUGAGCAAACCAAUUCGGACUAGCUCAUUAGACACCUGAUAUCUGCCACAUACUACCCCGGACUUCUGUUUAUCUUACUGCGACGGUGGGGCGUGCGUUCCUGCGCUCGCUGGCUGGGUUUGGUCGGGGAGGCAGGGGGAAGUACGGAGCUGGUCCCGAGCGAUGAUGGAGCUGGAGUCGGCCAGUAAUAGAGGCGAACUGGGAGCUGUGGGCGACUCGCUCCAGCCACAGACCCCCAGUAGGCACGAAAAGAGCCUGGGACUGCUCACGACUAAGUUUGUGACUUUACUACAAGAGGCAAAGGAUGGAGUGCUGGAUUUGAAAGCGGCAGCAGACACCUUAGCAGUGCGUCAGAAACGACGAAUCUACGAUAUCACUAAUGUGUUGGAGGGAAUUGGACUGAUAGAGAAGAAGUCCAAGAACAGCAUCCAGUGGAAGGGUGUAGGUCCAGGCUGUAACACCAGAGAGAUAGCCGAUAAGCUGAUCGAUCUGAAGGCCGAGCUAGAUGACCUGGCUCUCAGGGAACACGAGCUGGACCAGCAGAGAGUCUGGGUCCAACAAAGCAUUAAGAAUGUCACGGAUGACUCGAACAACAGCCCUAUGGCAUAUGUAAAACAUGACGACCUCUGUGGCGCUUUCAAAGGUGACACACUCCUAGCAAUCCGUGCUCCCAUUGGGACACAGCUAGAGGUCCCCAUACCAGAAGCGGUCCUUAAUGGACAGAGGAAAUACCAGAUCCGUCUCAAGAGUUCAUCUGGUCCUAUUGAGGUUUUGUUGGUCAAUAAGGACCCGUCCAGUGCCUCUCCUGUUGUCUUGCCCGUCCCUCCUCCAGAAGAUGUCCUUCAAAGCCUCUCAGCACCGACAUCUACCUCUCAGCCGCCCACUGCUGCCUCCCAGAUCCCCAAACCAGCUCUAACAACUUCUACAAAACCUGGUCCUGCCACAACGUCAGCUAUAGCAGCCAACCAGACAGCCUCAGUGACAGAAGUGACAAGCACCACGCCACUCACCCCAACAACAGAUACGCCUGCAACAGUCACUCAGCAGCUACAGUCUUCUGCCUCAUUGGAUGGAUCUGUGUCCUCUUCUGCCUCUGCAGUGUUUGAACCAAUUAAGUCGGAUCCAUCUGAAUUGCUGGACUUUCCCAAAGAGCUCUCUGACAUGUUUGAUCCAACAAAAGAGAUGAUGAGUGGAGACCUGUUGGAGGAUUUGAUGUCAUCAGAAGUGUUCUCGCCUCUCCUCCGUUUGUCCCCUCCACCCAGUGACCACGACUACAUAUACAACCUGGAUGAGACAGAAGGCCUGUGUGACCUCUUUGACGUCCCUAUUCUCAAUCUCUGACCCCUGAGACUGCAAAUUGGGAAGCAGUUUCCCUAAACACGCUAAAUCUACCUUCAUUUUCUCCAAGAUACCCCCCUAACUGACAGUGAAGGUGAGAAGAGAUGCAGGAAAGCCAAUAUGAUGUGAUGAGCAUUCAAGGACACCUCUGCACUGAUAUGGUGAGCUCAAGCUGAGCUCAGUCAGACAGUCGCCCAAUGUACAGCCUUGUGAAGAAGAACAGGCGAGAACAAAACAUUUUACUUACUGCUUUUCCAAGGAAACCCAGUGAAAACAAAAGAGAAAUGAUUAUAUUUUUGGAUUGUUAUGUAUGAUAAAGCGCUAUGUUUGUGUAUCAGCUUUCCCGUGUGCUUGUGAAGGAACGUGUGUGGGCAUACUUUACACGAGUGUGCUUGUGUGUUUGUGUGCUUGAGUUUUGUAUUCAACACUCUCUUGACUUGAGUCAGAUGUCUCCAGGAAAAAAAAAAGAAACCCUUUUCCUGU